AUGAAGUUUUCGACCCUUUUCUUUUCGGCACUUGCGUCGGCCGCAUUUGCUUCCGACGUUGUUGAUCUGUCUUCCUCUGCCGACGAAUUCAACAAGUUUAUCAAAUCUAAGCCAAUUGUCCUUGCAAAGUUCUUUGCUCCCUGGUGUGGCCACUGCAAAAAACUCGCUCCUGAGUAUGAGACUGCUGCCACCGCUCUCAAGUCUAAGGAUAUUGCUCUCGCCGAAAUUGACUGCACCGUCAAUAAGGAUCUCUGCUCCUCGUUUAAGAUCCAGGGAUACCCAACUCUUCUCAUCUUUAGAGGUCUCGACGAACAAAACCCCUACAAUGGUGGUAGAACCUCCAAGGAUAUCGUCAAUUACAUGGAGCGUGAGCUGCUUCCUGCCUGGACCAAUGUUAAGGCCGACAAUGUUGACAAAUUCCUUGAUGGUGAAGACGAAGUUUCCAUCCUUGGUCUUUUUGAGCCUAGCGACAAGAAGUCCAACUCUUCUCUCUCUGCCAUUGCCAGACAAAUGCAUCAUCAAUUCUCUAUUGGUCUUUCCUCUGAUAAGGCCGUCUUUGACAAGUUUGAAAUUGAAACUCUCCCAGCUGUUAUCCUUAACCUCAAGACUGCUGACGAGACUAUUGUUUUGAGCGAUGAUACCGAUCCCAAGUUCUCUCUGGACCCUGAAUACAUUCUCGGCAAGGCUCUUUCUGCCCAGAUUGUCCCUGCUGGUGAAAUCUCUCCUGAGACUUUCCGUGGUUACAUGGCUUCAGGUCUUCCUCUUGCUUAUUACUUUUACAAUGAAGAAGCCGACAGAGAUGCCAUUCGCAACGAGAUUCUUGAGCUUGCCAAGGAGGUCAAGGCCGACCUUAACAUUGGUUUCAUUGAUGCUAAGGCCUUUGGUGCCCACGCUCCUAACCUUAACCUGAACGACAAGGAGUUCCCCGCUUUUGCCAUCCACGACAUGAAGGGCAACUACAAGUACCCCAUCCUUCCUCAGGAUAAGGUCCCCACCCCUGAUGAGAUUAUCAAGCACGUUCGUGAGUUUGUCGCCGGCAAGCUUACUCCCAAUGUCAAGAGUGAGCCUAUCCCCAAGAAGCAGGAUGGUCCCGUUCAUGUUGUUGUUGGCAAGUCCUUCAAGGACGAUGUUCUUGAUAACGACAAGGAUGUUCUCGUUGAGUUUUAUGCACCCUGGUGCGGUCACUGCAAGAACCUUGCCCCUACUUACGAGGAGCUCGCUUCUCUUUAUGCCAACGAUGCUACUGCCUCUGGAAAGGUUCGCGUUGCCAAGAUUGACCACACUGCCAACGAGAUCGCCGGCCUUGAGAUCCAGGGCUACCCUACCCUUAUCCUUUACCCUGCUGGUAAGAAGGACUCUCCUAUCCGUUACGAGUCUGGUUCUCGUACCCUUGACGAUCUGAGCGCUUUUAUCCGCGACAAGGGUACCCACGGUGUUGACAGCUCUGUCCUUAAGAAGGCUAGCAAGAUCAAGACUAAGAAGAGCAAGAAGUCUAAGCGCUCUAAGAAGGCCAAGAAGGCUAAGAAGGUUGGAGGCGACGAGUUGUAA
Molecule: messenger RNA, 1548 nt
Organism: Magnusiomyces paraingens
Lineage: Eukaryota; Fungi; Ascomycota; Dipodascomycetes; Dipodascales; Dipodascaceae
Exons: 1
Coding region: 1-1548 (515 amino acids)
Biological process (GO): protein folding; response to endoplasmic reticulum stress
Cellular component (GO): endoplasmic reticulum
Molecular function (GO): protein disulfide isomerase activity
Source: RefSeq, a predicted model, not a curated record